AUGCCUCCUGUGAUGUACAUGGACUCUUAUGAGUUGUGUCAGCAGGACACAGACGCGCUGUAUUGCAUGUCAGAGUAUGUCCUGGUCUCUGACAAACCUAGCCCUUUGUUAACCAUGAUACAGGAAUUUUCAGAACACAGUGUAUCACAUUACAAUCACACCAAAUUGCGGUAUGGUACAUGUAUCACGCAAACUUGUCAGAAAUUCUACGACCUAUUUGAUAGUGACCUAAAAUUGAUCCUUGAGGCAUGCCUCAAUGAAACAUUAUCUACGAAAUAUGAUUUGAAGGUUAGAAUUUUAAAUGAUAUACAUUGUAAACAACCUGGCACGGUUAUGAAGGAUAUAGAUCAAUUGGACAUUAUUGUAGGAAUAAUUUUCACCAUAUUAUUAAUUGCUAACAUUGUCGGAAGCCUAACUGAUUACCAUAGUGGAAUGAAGGCAGAAAACAUAGUGUUUAAAUUACUCAAAUGUUUCUCACUAAUUCGCAACUGGAAAAAGCUGAUGGCUUUAGAUGCAGACGUUUCUGAUCCCCGUUCAGAAUCUUUAAACGGUCUGCACGGGAUAAGGUAUCUUGCCGUAGAUAUGCAGCUCUACAUAGCGGGCGUGAUCUUCUUCUUGUCCUGUAGAUCAUCUCGCUCUAGGAAAAUCGCGCUCUCCUUGCUGUUCCUCGCUGGAAUGAUCAUGCCAGCUUCUCAUGUCUACUUCCAGGAUCUGGAUGGAAUACAAUUAAUUACCCCUGAAGAAACAUUGUCCCUUUUUGCCACCGAUCCUCAUUUCAACAAUAUAUAUACACGUUUCCAUACAAAUAUCAUCGGGUACGUCAUCGGUAUGGCGCUGGGCUACUUAGUCUAUCACUGGCAGACGCAGAGGAUAGACGUAAAACAAUGGCAGAAACCUAUCUACCGCAUUCUUUACUACAGUUCGGUACUCCUGGGGUUAUGGUGUGGCUAUAUCGGCAGUAUAUUCUAUCAGGAUGCUCCACGACAACCUCUCUACGUCAGAGUACUCUGUGCCGCCUUUAUAAAACCAAUAUUUGGAUUUUUUAUCGCCAUAUUGCUCAUUGGUCUUAUCUUUAAGUUUGAAGACCGUUACCGCGGUUUCCUGGAGUGGAACGUCUGGAGAAGAACCAGCCGUUUGACGUACAGCGCCUACCUGCUACAUUUCUCAUUGAUCAGGAUCAUUAUAACCAUGAGGACGAGCACAAUUCAAGUUGACACCACACAUACUGUGAAGACGACCCUCACCCUGUUAACAAUGACCUUUAUAACAGCACUUGUGUUCUGGCUCCUGGUGGAAGCACCAUUCAGUAACAUCAUGAAGGAAUACCUCAGCACUACAAAAAGAAAAGACAAGAAGAAAAAUAAGAUUAAAUAA
This is a messenger RNA of Arctia plantaginis, 1374 nucleotides long. Lineage: Eukaryota; Metazoa; Arthropoda; Insecta; Lepidoptera; Erebidae. The record is from the annotation of a GenBank genome assembly.